GGCGCGCUGGGAGCGGAGGCCGCGAUGUACCACAGCAGCACGCAGCGGCGGCACUGGACCUUCCGCGGCGAGGACGAGCUGAGCCGCUGCCGCGCCGAUGCCAACCGAAGAUGCCGCUGCCGGGCGGCGGCGGGGGGCAAGGUACCAGGGGCGGAGAGGGGGCAGCGCCGGGCCGGGCCGGGCGGGGGGCCCGGAACUGCUGCGAGUUGCGCUCUGCCGCAGGUGCCGCCGAGCGACCCCCCGCCGCCGCUGGAGACGGCUGAGGAGCUGGUGCUGUGCAAGUACUACGAGAAGCGGCUGCUGGACUUCUGCGCCGCCUUCAAGCCCGCCAUGCCGCGCUCCGUGGUGGGAACAGCUUGCAUGUACUUUAAGCGUUUUUACCUCAAUAAUUCAGUGAUGGAGUAUCACCCUCGAAUAAUAAUGUUAACAUGUGUGUUCUUGGCAUGUAAAGUAGAUGAAUUCAAUGUGUCUAGUGCACAGUUUGUUGGUAACCUGCGGGAGAGCCCUAUAGGGCAAGAGAAGGCACUUGAACAAAUCUUGGAAUACGAACUACUACUCAUUCAGCAGCUGAACUUCCAUCUUAUAGUACACAACCCAUACAGACCAUUUGAGGGGUUUUUAAUUGAUUUGAAGACUCGUUAUCCAGUGUUAGAAAACCCAGAAGUUUUGAGGAAAACAGCUGAUGACUUUCUCAAUCGAGUAGCUUUGACAGAUGCCUACCUCCUGUUUACCCCUUCACAGAUAGCUCUCACUGCCAUAUUAUCCAGUGCCUCCAGGGCAAGAAUUAAUAUGGAAAGUUAUUUAUCAGAAAGUCUUAUGCUGAAAGAAAACAGAUCUUCUCUAUCCAAGCUACUAGAUGGAAUGAAAUGCAUGAAAAAUCUAAUAAAGAAAUAUGAGCCACCUAAGCCUGAAGAUGUUGCUGCUCUAAAACAGAAGUUAGAGAAAUGCCACAGUUCAGAACUUUAUGCAAACUCAAAGAAGAGGAAAGGUUAUGAGGAUGAUGAAUGUAUUACGAAAAAACCAAAAAUGGAUGAGGAAGAAUGGACUGAUGAUGAUCUUGUGGAUACUCUGUAAUGACAGUGAACACCACUAGAAGAAUUUCAAGAAUUCAUUGUCAUCUACUCCAAGUGAAGUCUUAUUUGUAAAGACUUUCACUAUCAGCCAAUACUAUCUUGCACUUUUCCUAUUUAUAGUGAAAUUUAAAUGUGUUUAAGUACUUUGUAAUAAUAAAAGGAUUACUUUUUUUUAAAUUUAAAA
This is a messenger RNA of Alligator mississippiensis (American alligator), 1257 nucleotides long. RefSeq names its product cyclin H (gene CCNH). Gene Ontology annotation, molecular function: cyclin-dependent protein serine/threonine kinase regulator activity. Bases 25 to 1074 code for a protein of 349 amino acids. The record is from RefSeq and is a predicted model, not a curated record. Gene Ontology annotation, biological process: DNA-templated transcription; regulation of cyclin-dependent protein serine/threonine kinase activity; regulation of transcription by RNA polymerase II. Lineage: Eukaryota; Metazoa; Chordata; Crocodylia; Alligatoridae. The transcript is spliced from 8 exons. Gene Ontology annotation, cellular component: transcription factor TFIIK complex; nucleus.